GUGAAACCAAUGGCGAGUGUUGUGGCAGUUCAUUCGGAUCUUACUGCCCCGACAAAUGUAGUUCGAAGAGUGAUGGCUAAACACCCGGAGUUGUUUCUGAUUGUAAUUGGAUUGUCUCUAACCAUCAUUUCACGAUAUGGGAGCAGUUUGAAGCCAAAGCCGAUUACUGUACCACCAAAACCACCAAAGAAAUUUUUUCCAAACAACUCGCCAGUGUAUGAUUUUUUUAAUGGAGAACUCGAUCCGGUUGUCCGUCUUCUUGCCCAGGAGGAGCUUAUAUUCCUCAUGUACUAUGCUCCAUGGUGUUCUCGGUCCAUGGCCAUUCGCUCUGAGUUCCACAAGGCAGCAAGACACCUGCAAGGACGGGUGAAGUUUGUGGCUGUGAAUUGCUGGUGGCCAGAUGGGCAGUGUCGGAAACGUUACAAGUUCCUGAUGUUCCCUGUGCUGUUUGUGUAUCACACACAUCUUGAUGGCUUCAGAUACCUAGGCGAGAUGGCUGCCGAGCACAUGGUGACGUUUGUGGAAGACAUCACCUAUCCUAUUACAGCUUUCUACUCUCAUGACCAGGUCAAGGACUUUGUGGCCAAGCAUGAUGGUGCUGUGGUGGGCUACUUUGACCUCAACGCGUCCCCACAACCCCCGGGCUACCAACAGUUCUAUUUUGCUUCCAUGAGGAUGCUGGAACAGGAUCCGUACAACCAGGUCAAGUUCUGCAUCUUUCCGAGGAAGUCUCUGGCGGAGUCGUACAACUUGACACAAAGUAACGAUGUUGCAUUGCUGCGUGUAGCCAACUCCACCCUGAAAUAUCCUCGAGACUUUAACUUGACCAGCUCUCAGCUUGUGACCUGGAGUCUUCAACAUCGACAAAAAAUUAUCAUCCAAUCACCUUUGGGAGUGAAGAGUUUGAUAUUGUCGAGGGAGAUGGCUCAGGGACCAGCUGUCAUUGCCUUCUAUGCCCUCAACCCGUUGUUUGACACCAACCAACCAUAUCAUGUGAUGAAGGACCUGGCCCUGCAGUACCACAACUGUGAGGAGAUCCACAACCUGGAGGACGCCAUCUCACACUGGAGAAGUCAGGUCAGGUCAGCCCAGGUCGAGUACCACCAGGUCGUCGAGUUCUGUGCAAACUACCGCAAACAACGCAACGUAGGACUCUACGACUUCAAAUGCUGUGUUUCCCUUGCUUCCAAAACCCUAGCGGAGACGCCCAACCAGGCCCAGAAUGUCUGCGAGUACUGCAUCCACAGGCCGACACAGAUGGGACCGGGGUGUUCCAGCAUAGAUAUUGACCCUCAGUUAGAGGAGUGGACUAUGGCGCAGACCAACUUCUGUAGGAACUCUAUAGACAACUAUAAUGUUAAUGAAUACCAUAGUCUGUGUUGUCAGUGGUGUCAAGAUGCUGCUGCUUCCAUAGUGCCUGUCUCCCAGUCAGACUUUUUACCCAUGUCUUUCAGAUUGGGGAAGCGAAGAGUGACUGAUAGGUAUAUGUGGCAAGAAAUUGAAGAUAAACCAAAACGGUUGUGUAAAAAGUUGACUUUGCAGAAACUACAGGGCCACGUGCCUUAUGAAAAUAGUUAUAAUUUUGAAGAAUCCCUUCCAGUGAAUUUUACGGGUUUGGGUUGUCGUAGUAACCGGACAGUCAACUUCUAUGCAAUGGAUGCUGUGCGGCAUUCUGUGUUUGCUGAGAGGCUCGGUGUGGAUGUGUCGACGUUGCCGCAGAAUCCAGCUGUGGUUAUUUUUGAUAAGGAAAAUGAAGAACAGUACUUGCUCAAAGAAAAUUUUACAGCCAAAAAUGUUGCCUCCUUUAUCCUGAAUUUCACCCGUGGUCAUGCUAGCCGGAGUCUCCGGUCACUGACCUACGCCCCCUCCACCUGUGAUAAAACUGAGACCAGUGUGUGCGUUGUCGAAGUCUCGUCUAAUACAUUCCACUCUGUUGUUAUGGAUCCUCAUAAGGAUGUGCUGCUGUUUGUGUAUGCCUCAUGGUGUGGCUUCUGUGCCAACCUCAACCAUGUCUACCUCUCAUUAGCCAAGUACUUCCAGUCAGCACAGAACAUUGUAUUUGCCAGGUUGAAUGGUGACACCAAUGAUCUUCCAUGGGAGUUUACAGUAGAGUCUUUUCCCUCCCUCAUCUUCUUUCCAGCCAACAGGAAAGCUAACAGCGUUGUCUUCCCCGACACCAUUGCUGUGACGAUGCCCAACCUAAUCCGCUUUGUGCUGCAGCACUCUACACAGAGUCUCCGAGUGGAGACAGCACUUGGCGUCUGCUCCAAAGCAUGUAUACAGAAAAACAGGGAAUAUGCUGUCAAUGCUCGAUAUAGUCUACAGAAGAAACAGACACGCCUUCGACGGCGACUGAGCAUGAUAAAUGCUGAAUGGGAACAUUUGAGCACGACUGCAAGGAUGUUUCGAGAAAUUUCCCAAAAGCAUAUCCACAGCGUUCUACAGCAGACGCGGAGGAACCUUCUGGUGGUUGAUCAGCUUCAGCAAUUCCUUCAGUCCAGCAAUGGAGUUUACAUUGAACAUUCCAAACUGCGCCAGUUUAUGUCCGAUCAUAAACUUCUUCAGGAUAUGGACCUCAAAGCUAGUUCAUGAUUAAUCUUUGAUAUUUAUAUAACCUUUUAUGUCAAUUAUCUGGUCGAUGAUAACAUUGUUAUUUACACUCCUGGCAAAUAUUCAGGGUUUUUAAAGUGAUGACAUCAGGUGUCUUUUACAAUUGGAAAUGUACACAGUGCAUGGGGGUAAUGUUGUUUUCUACUGUUGAACAUUUUCAAAGUUGAUUGAUUGCACUAGGGGUAAUGUUGUUUUCUACUGUUCAACAUUUUCAUAGUUGAUUGAUUGCCUGCCAUAAGCAUUUUAGAAAAUAGGAUACAUUGUCAAAACUAUUUUAGCGUCAGUAGACGUAGCACUAUGCAGCAAAACAGCAUUAGAAGUCACUUUAUUUGGUUUGUGGAAGGUGAGUCAAUAUUUUUCCACAUGGGAUGUCUCAUUUACAGUAUGUCAGAGGCCGUUGUUAUUCCUGUUUAUAAAGUGAUAUCUGUUCUUUGUACAAGUGCAGGAGAUAAUGGAUGUGUGCAUGACUACCUGAUGUGAUCAGCCUGGAGUGUUUGUGCACUGUUUUGCUUCCAACUGAUUUCAUCACUAAAUAUUGUGGCUUGUGUUGUGUGAUUUCAAUAUAAUGUUUAACAUUUUCAAGCAAAACUGAAACUCAGUUUUCCAUAAAACUCCACAUAUUAAUAUUUUUCUAAAAAAAAACAUAAAAAAAUUAUUUUCACUUUAUUACAACUUUAAGUUUUGAAAUAUGUAAUCAGCCUUGAUUAUCAUGAAUACCAGAUACCAUUGAUUGUUAAAGCCAAGCAAAUAAUGUGCCUGGAUCAUUGAAGAUUAGUUGUGCCACCAGUAUCUUUUCAAACUGGGUAAGCAUGUUCUACUCUGCUGUCCCACUGCCACCAUGAGUGUGGAUCAAUAGAGGAGAAAAAUUGAUGACGCAGUUCAAAAGGAAGCUGUCCAAAAUGAGACUGAAAGUCAGAGGUUCUUUUCAUUGUUCAGUGUUGAAAAUGUGAUCAAUUUGAAAUACUGCAUCAGAAAACCUGAAGGAUGCAGGACCAUAUAAUUUCUAAUACUGCAAUUAAUGCUUUGUUAUUGAAAACAAAGAUGUGAUUGAGUAAACAAAUAAACUGUAUUGAUUGUGGUGUGUAUUUUCCUGCAGUGACUUGGUGUAUUCAUCAGUGCAGGAGCCGCACAGUGUUUAUAUCUCCAUCCAUCGAAUGGUAGCCAUCGGGGCUUGCCACAGUCACUCUUAGCAAAGCUUCUGUAUCCCGUGUUAUAGGCAAAUAUUAAAAUAGGCCACGAUCCAUCACUCCUCCUUGCUUUGGAAUGAAAUAGAUUAUGUGGUAAUGACUGAUUUUUUGUAUUGUAAAUCAUACCAUUUUGUCAGGUAUUCGUACAGACCUUUUCAUGUGUGUUUACAGAGCUACAUCCAGGCCAUCUAAGAUUUUGUUGUUAUUAAAGGUGGCCACUAUUGUAUGACAUAAAACUGUCAGUGAUAAGCGUUGCUGAUGUGUUUACUGAAUCCCAGGGUAAGCCUGAUGGGCUGUUCAUCACGGUAGGGGAUGUCUCGACCACAGCACUCUGUCAGGCCUAUUAGUUUAUUACAUCACAUGUGAAGACUGAUUUAUGUUGUAUAUAUCUGACCUGCAUUCAUCUUCCUGGUGCUCGGCUUGGGAGAAGCAGGAUGGCUAACUUGAUGAAGCUGUGAUUUGAACAGUUUGGUAUCACCCAGUGCAUGAGUGAGUGAGUUAGUGCAUGAGUGAGUGAGUGAGUGUCAGUGAGUAGUGAUAGAGUGUGAGUUAAUGAUUGUGUGUUAGUGAGUGAACAAGAUUGACUCCAUGCUUCUUUAAGCAGUAUUUCAGUUGAUGUCAUGGUAACCAAGUAAUCCCAACUUAGUGCUGCUUGUAUAUUUAAACCAUUUUCCCCAAACCGAAAACCCUGGAUAUGCUUUUAAAACCAAAAUGUAUUUAAAUGAAGUUUGUUAUAGCCAAUCUAGAAUUAAAACCUGAGGGUAUGAGCGUCAACUAAUUGUUGGCGAUUGGUUUCAGCAGAGCAAGAGCAAACGCAUCCGAUUUAAGGCUAGAAAAUGUUGGUGUAGUAUUUCAUAAGUGAGAAUUGUGUUUGUACUUCUUUUGUUUCUUUGUGUGAAUAUGGUUGUAUAAAGAAACUGUGCAUAUUGAUAUUAAAGGGAAAUGUUGGCUAAUGGUGUAAUUGGUUUUAUGGAGCUUGUUUUGUUGUCUUAGAUUUGUGAACUGGCAGGUACAUGGGAUGAAAAUUGGGAUGAGGAAAGGGUUAAUGCCAUCAUUGUUUGUUACUAUACACUAAUAAUUUUACACACAUUUGGUAUACAUUUUCUGUAAAUUAAGUGAAUUUUCUCCUGUAGUAUUAUUGUUGAGUAUAUAAUGAUUGCAUAUUUGUAAACAACAGAGAUUGCUGAUAAAAACCAGGAAUGGAAACAAAUAAUUCAGGUAGAUAACUAAUCUAAUGAUAAAAUGCAACCUGAAUCGAAAUGAAUACAUCAGGUUGACUAAUUUAUUGAUAUUGUCCCGAUUUAUAGUUUAAUUAUGUGAAAUGGAAUGCUUUGAUUUAAUAUAAUGUUAAUGUUGCAUUUUUGUGGGGAAUCGAUGUAAAGUUAUACAGAAUCAAAACAUAAAUGCCAGAGAAAUAUCAGUCUUACUUAUCUGACAAA
This is a messenger RNA of Haliotis rubra (blacklip abalone), 5236 nucleotides long. Its product is annotated as thioredoxin domain-containing protein 11-like. Lineage: Eukaryota; Metazoa; Mollusca; Gastropoda; Lepetellida; Haliotidae. The transcript has 15 exons. Bases 10 to 2592 code for a protein of 860 amino acids. The record is from RefSeq and is a predicted model, not a curated record.